UUUUGAUAUCGGGACACCUCAGAGGACAUAGCAGGCGAGUAGAAAAGCCAAGAACGAACAAAAUACCCGUGACAUACAGGUUUUCACACCGAGUCGUCAAUACUUGGAACCUGCUGCCUGAAGCAGUGGUGUCCGCACCUUCAAUUGACUCUUUCAAGAGGAGACUGGACACUCACAGAAGCAUACUAGAGAAGGAAUAACAUAGGCCGUAGGCCUUCUGUCCUUACUACACAAAUCUGAAUCUGAAUCUGAAUAAUCAAUCGUAGUUGAAAAUCUUAGUUCGAACUUCGACCUCUGACAAGGUCAGUGGAUCCGUUCCAUUGGGUCGUCUUAUGUAGUCUGGUAUGAUUUCUCUCUCUGUUUUGUUAGCACUUUUCAUUGGUGGAAAAGAUGACCUGCUUUAUUACAAUGAACACUUCGAAGGCGAAUUGAGUGAUGCACCCUUAGGACGUCUAAUUCCUACGUUGGUGACGUUUUAUAACCAAUAUUCAAGCGAGCCCUACAGAUAUGUGGCAUUUGACGCUAACCAGACAUUACAAACUAAUAUAAGGGGUUAUAGAUAUCGUUUCUCUGUUUUGUUGGCCCCCACUAUUUGCCCCAAAUACCAAGCGGAAUAUAUAUCUAUUGCGCACUUGGGACCUUGCUCGUUGAAAGCAUAUGGAUAUCAACAAUGCAAUUUCGUUUUAAGCUUUCGAAAGGGUCUACUGUAUGAUGAUAGCACGUUGUACCUUGAAGGUUGUCGAUCUGCUGUCCCGAGAAUGCCUGUAAACCUCGAGUACUUAGGCUUUAAGUUGCCUGCAAACGUGGAGGAGAAAUAUGCACAAUUUAAGUUAACAUAUAGAAAACAGUAUCAUGAGACAGAAGACGAGAUUAGGUUUAAUAUCUUCAAAUUGAAUAUCUUGAAAGCUCAAUUGUAUCAGGUAUUUGAAAGAGGUUCAGCCAUUUAUGGAGUGACACCUUAUUCAGACUUAACAACUGAUGAAUUCGCACGCACUCAUCUAACUGCUUCCUGGGUAGUGUCGUCUAGUACAAAUAAUACACCAAUUUCUCUGGAAAAGGAGGUUAAGAAUAUACCAAAAAACUUCGAUUGGAGAGAAAAAGGCGCUGUAACUGAAGUAAAAAAUCAAGGAAUGUGUGGCUCUUGUUGGGCGUUCUCAACCACUGGUAAUAUUGAGAGUCAGUGGUUCCGCAAAACUGGAAAGUUAUUAUCAUUAAGUGAGCAGCAACUUGUUGACUGUGACGGUCUAGAUGAUGGUUGUAAUGGUGGUCUUCCAUCGAAUGCCUAUGAAUCAAUCAUAAAAAUGGGUGGUUUAAUGCUUGAAGAUAAUUAUCCUUAUGAUGCUAAAAAUGAGAAAUGUCAUUUGAAAGCUGAUAAUGUUGCAGCUUACAUUAAUAGUUCAGUAAAUUUAACUCAAGAUGAAACAGAACUUGCUGCAUGGCUUUAUCAUAAUUCAGCGAUUAGUGUUGGUAUGAAUGCGAUGCUUUUACAGUUUUAUCGACAUGGAAUUAGUCAUCCAUGGUGGAUCUUCUGUUCAAAGUAUCUGCUUGAUCAUGCGGUUUUACUUGUUGGCUAUGGAGUUUCCGAAGAAAAUGAGCCAUUCUGGAUUGUAAAAAACAGUUGGGGUGUUGAAUGGGGUGAAAAAGGUUACUUCCGUAUGUAUCGAGGUGAUGGUACUUGUGGCAUUAAUACUGUUGCUACGUCAGCGUUGAUCUACUAGGGAGUGUGGGUAUAUGUGUUCCUUUUUUCAUCUCAAAACAAUUUAUCUCAUUCCUAACAGAAUCUCAAUUUAAUUCCGUAUUAUUUUGUUGAAAAUACUUUUUUCAGAUCCUGAUUUAUUUUAAACCUCCACUUCUCUCAUCAUCUGACAUUUUUUUAAAUUAAUGAAUAAACUCCACUACGAAUCUCUGUAAAACACCCACUAUUAGUUUCUUUUUAUUUUUGAUGGUGGAUGGGAAGGGGAGAAUAAUCUAUUUUGGACAACUGCCUUUCUAAUUUCAGUAAUCUCAUAAACAUUUUGUAUUAAUUAUUUUUAGAAACAUUAUGCUCAGUGCUUUAGGUCACAAUUUUCUUAAAUAUAAAAUUC
Molecule: messenger RNA, 2084 nt
Organism: Schistosoma guineensis
Lineage: Eukaryota; Metazoa; Platyhelminthes; Trematoda; Strigeidida; Schistosomatidae
Source: the annotation of a GenBank genome assembly